This is a messenger RNA of Fukomys damarensis (Damara mole-rat), 1281 nucleotides long. RefSeq lists its product as uncharacterized. Gene Ontology annotation, cellular component: nucleolus. The record is from RefSeq and is a predicted model, not a curated record. Lineage: Eukaryota; Metazoa; Chordata; Mammalia; Rodentia; Bathyergidae. The transcript is spliced from 3 exons.
AUGGCGGCACUCGCCUCUGGGAGGAGGGAGGAGGCCGCCCCCACUGACUGGGUCCGGACCUCUGGCCUCGGCACCAUCCCCUGGAGGGCUCGGGCUUGUGGGGACCGGGCUUGGCCACUGGAGCUUCUCGGCACCCACACUGCCACCUACGGGGAUCCUGCCCGGGCACUGCCCGCUCCAGAGAGUGCGUGGUGUUGGGGUCGGGGACUCAGCUCUUGCAGGGCCAGGGAGCCGCAGAAGCUUCUGUCCACAGCGCUGUCCUGCUUUGGCCUCCUGCACUCGGUCCACAUUCUCCCCGAAGAUGUGGUAGCCCGGCCUGUUUUCUACGCCGUCGACAGAUUUUACUCAGCCAGAGAUGCCAGAAGAGCCCAGAAGGCCUGCAGUGGGAGGUCGCUGGUUCAGAGCGCCCCGAUGAAGGUUCAUCUUGGGAAGAGACAUACAGCAGCUCGACAUGAGACCCUUCCCCUGAGCAGCACACAGUGCUGAGAUCUGGCAAAUUGCUACUUUGGUUUCAGUGGAUAGUCAAAAAGGAUCAAGCUACAGGAGCUUUCUGAUCCUGAAGGAAGGGAAGAUGAAGCUCUUGUGGUCGGCACCGCUGGGGAAGCAGAGCCCGAAGUGCUGUGCGCCCUGGAGGUGGUGCUGGAGUCCUGGGUGGCGGUUGUGGAGGAGCUGGAGGAGCUGGAGGAAGGGCCGAUGGCACCGCUUAUGAAAAGGAAGGUAACCCAGAAGCUUGCUGUUCAGAAGGCUUUGUCAGACGUGUUCCAGAAACUGCAUUGUGGCUUUGAAGAGUGCCUUGGUCGGGACUCCCUGGAGAACCCAGAUGAGCCUCCAGAGCCCCAGGACAAACUGCACCUCCUCAGUGCCAGCUGGAGGCCCUGGCUCUCCACACAGAGCUUCCCCAGUCCAAUCCUCUUCUCCUCAGCAAGAAACCUCAGGUCAGCUCUCCCAGCACCCCAGCACCCGAGGAAGGGAACCUUCUUCCACCCAGCAGGAGGCCAGGGCCAGUGUGACCUUGCUGCUGCAGAGCGUGUGGAGAGGCCAAUGGUGCCUCAGGAGGUGAAAGCUCCAUCUCCAGGUAGGAGGGAAGCUCGUCACUCACCCUCGCCAUUGGUCACAGUUAACGUGGCUGUGGAGGACAUGAGGACCACGCAGGCUGGGAAGGAGGCUCAACUUACUCCAAGCCAGCUGCGGGCCCCCACCUCACCACCAGAGAGUCUGCAAGAAGUGGAACCUUGUCCAACCCAGCAGGAGACCCCCAUCUCAGCCUCCCUGCUCUCUUGA